Messenger RNA from Blepharisma stoltei, 769 nucleotides. Lineage: Eukaryota; Ciliophora; Heterotrichea; Heterotrichida; Blepharismidae. The record is from the annotation of a GenBank genome assembly.
AUGAUGAGGAUAUCUCAAUGCAUUAUUAGAAGUGCAGGCACCUUUGUACCCAAGCAGGCUUCUUAUUUCGCUGAUGAUGGAAAAUUACUCAUUUAUUCAAGUAAUCUUGGAUCUAGCUUUAAGUAUUUUUUUAUUGGAGGAAUGAUGGGAUCAGUUGGAAGCAUAUCUUAUUAUCAAUUAAUCUACCCAUCAUAUGCUUCACUAGCUUUAUUUGGAUUCAGCUUAUUAUUUUCUCAAAAAGCUUGAGAAAGCGCUUAUCUUAUGAUUGAAGAGCUCAAUCUUUUGAUAGAUGGGAAAACUAUUGAAAUUAAAACAUAUGGCUUUAGAAAGCAAUAUCAAACAUUAACUAUACCUAUUUCUGAAAUUGUAGGGAGUAAAGGAGUUUCACAGUUUUAUAUCAAACAUAAUAAGUAUCAAUAUAUUUUAGAGAGGAGUGGAAUAAUUUUUCAGGAAGAAUUACUAUCAGCUGUGCUUACUCUCCCUCUGUGAGUGAAUAAAAAAUUUUUGUAUCAUAAAAAUUUUUUUAUAAAGAAAUUGAUAUAUAAUUAUUAUGAGAUAUCUAGCUAAUUCUGCUAAAUUUUAAACAUAAACUAACAAAUUAAAUUAAUUUAGCUUUCCAUUUUUACAAAUUGGGAUUUAUUUAUUUUUCGGAAAAAAAAUUACUAUAAAAUUUUAUAUGCACGAACAAAAUUGCUUUGUUCUCUCACGGAGGGAGGAGGGAGUUAGAGGACUAGAAAUUGACAAUGCACAGUUUAUUAAAGAAGUUUAA